Molecule: messenger RNA, 1606 nt
Organism: Nicotiana tabacum (common tobacco)
Lineage: Eukaryota; Viridiplantae; Streptophyta; Magnoliopsida; Solanales; Solanaceae
Source: RefSeq, a predicted model, not a curated record
GGAGCUAGUAAUCCGGACUAUUUCCCUCUCGACGAUGAAGCUUAUCCUCCAUCAUCUCACUUGAGGUCAUAUCUAGUAUCCCCUGUUAUUUUGAGGCCAUAUUUAGUAUUCAGAAUUUGCCUCGAUUUGCUCGCAACCCCAUCGAAAUAGUGCUUUACCCCUAGAUAUCGACGACGGAACGAAGAACAAAACUUUACGAUAGCUUUGCCGUAGACGUUCACUUGUAUCACAUCAUCUUCAACCAACCUCCACACGAGAUAGUUUCUUUAACUCUUGAAGUAUGUUGUGCAGCUCCAAUUGCUUAAACCCAGCUGAAACUAUGAGGCUUAUUGUCUCCAUAUGUUGCGGUGUCAUUUUUGGCUUAUUCAUUGGAAUUUCAUUUCCUGCUGGUUCAUUAACCAAGCUAAAUAUUACAACCAGUAUGUUUGUGAGCAACUUCCCAAUUGCUAGAGACAGAAAUAACAUUGAUUCUUCGAUCAAAAAUCAGAAUGGUACAGAUAAAGUGAAGAUUUGGGUUGAAUCAAACCCAAGAGGGGCAGAAAGAUUACCUCCAGAGAUCAUUGCUUCUGAGUCCGACUACUAUACCCGGAGAUUGUGGGGAAAACCCAAUGAGGACCUACCACCCAGCAAGCCAAAAUAUCUGGUAACAUUUACUGUUGGUAUUAAUCAGAAGUAUAAUGUUGAUGCUAAUGUAAAAAAGUUCUCAGACGACUUUACAAUUCUUCUUUUUCACUAUGAUGGUAAGACGACUGAAUGGGAUGAAUUCGAGUGGUCAAAACGAGCCAUCCAUGUGAGUGCUCGGAAACAAACAAAAUGGUGGUAUGCAAAAAGGUUUCUGCAUCCAGACAUUGUCGCCCCAUAUGACUAUAUUUUUAUCUGGGAUGAAGACCUAGGAGUUGAGCAUUUUGAUGCCAAGGAGUACAUUAGACUUGUCAAGAAGCAUGGUUUGGAAAUUUCACAGCCAGGUUUAGAUCCCAAGAAAGGAACAACAUGGCAAAUGACAAAGAGAAGAGGUGAUGGUGAAAUUCACAUGAUAGCAGAAGAGAAACCUGGUGUGUGUCCAGACUCCCAUUUGCCUCCAUGUUCAGCAUUCAUAGAGAUCAUGGCUCCUGUCUUUUCCCGAGAUGCAUGGCGUUGUGUGUGGCAUAUGAUUCAGAAUGACUUGAUCCAUGGUUGGGGACUUGACUUUGCACUUCAUAAAUGUGUUGAGCCUGCUCAUGAGAAAAUUGGAGUUGUAGAUGCUCAAUGGAUUGUUCAUCAAAGUGUCCCUUCCCUUGGAAAUCAGGGGCAAUCAAAAGAUGGGAAGGCUGCAUGGAAAGGGGUGAGGGAGAGAUGUGAAAAUGAAUGGGCAAUGUUUCAAUCAAGGGUAGCAAAUGCAGAGAAAGCCUAUUUCAAGUCAAAAGGAAUUGAUCCUUCCAAUUUCAAGUCAAAAACCAUUGAUCCUUCUAAUUUCACAUCUCAUUGAGUUAACUUAUAGUCAAGUUGAUGGUUAUACAUACUCUUGGCAAUUUUGCCUAGGAUUAUAGGUGAUUCAUCUUGUAAAAUAAAUAGUCAAUAGUUCUUAAGAUACAUCAAAAUUUUAAAGUGAAGAAUAUUAUAGAGACUC